Eurytemora carolleeae is the source of this 520-nucleotide messenger RNA. Its product is annotated as meckelin-like. The record is from RefSeq and is a predicted model, not a curated record. The coding region runs from base 106 to 483 and encodes 125 amino acids. The transcript has 5 exons. NCBI's taxonomy places the organism in Eukaryota, Metazoa, Arthropoda, Copepoda, Calanoida, Temoridae.
UAAUAAUCUACCUGAUUUCUCCAGUAUCGAGCGUAUUUUACAAUUAUUUUGAGAAAGCAACAACAGAGAAUAUUGCAUACCAGAAUAUCAUUCACACGGAAAAGAAUGGUUAGUCUAGUAGCCAUAAUCUUACUUGUAAUUCCUGCACAAGGAUUAGAGAUCAAUAUGUUCAGGUUUGACAAGCCAGACUCUUGCAGUCAGAACUCAAGCUAUAACUCUGUCAUGCUUUCUUGUGUGGUUUGUCCACCAGGAUCAAGAAGAGUAUCUGUAGAGAAUAAUUUUUACACAAAUGGGGAGUGUAGAUGCAUGCCUGGUUAUUUUACAACACAGGAUACUGGCUAUUACAUGGGGGAUAGCAGAGAUCGACAGGGUGGCUUGGGUCUACAGUGCUCUAAAUGCAAACAUGGAUUUGUUAGCUCAGAAGAUGGGAGGAUGUGCCUUGAAUGUGAAAAUGGAGUAGAUCCAGGUAUAAAAAUGGAGUAGAUCCAGGUAUAAAAAUGGAGUAGAUCCAGGUAUAAAA